Molecule: messenger RNA, 3288 nt
Organism: Linum trigynum
Lineage: Eukaryota; Viridiplantae; Streptophyta; Magnoliopsida; Malpighiales; Linaceae
Source: the annotation of a GenBank genome assembly
UGCAGUGCCCGAUUCCAACAAAACAGACCCAAACCAAUUAAAACCAAUGGCCGCACCAUCUUCCACCCUGGUGUUCAAGGUCCACAGGCGCGAACCGGAGCUGGUCCGACCGGCCAAACCGACCCCAUACGAGGUCAAGCUCCUCUCCGACAUUGACGACCAGCAAGGGCUCCGAUUCCACAUCCCUGUGAUUCAGUUCUACAAGCACGCGCCUUCCAUUCGUGGGAAGGACGACCCCGUGGCAGUGAUCCGGCGGGCGUUGUCAGAGACACUUGUGCCUUACUAUCCGUUCGCCGGUCGCCUGAGGGAAGGGCCCAACCGGAAGCUCAUGGUGGAGUGCACCGGCGAAGGCGUGCUGUUCGUGGAGGCCGACGCCGAUGUCCGGCUGACGGAGUUCGGGGACCAGCUUCAGCCACCAUUUCCUUGCAUGAAAGAGCUUCUGUUCGACGUUCCCGGCUCUAACGCCGUCCUUCAUUCCCCUCUCCUACUUAUUCAGGCGACGCGCCUCAAAUGUGGCAGCUUCAUCUUCGCCCUCCGUCUUUCCCAUUGCAUGAGUGAUGCUCCCGGUCUGGUCCAGUUCAUGUCCGCCAUCGGCGAAAUCGCUCGUGGAUCCCACGCUCCCUCUAUCCCUCCGGUGUGGGAAAGACAUUUUCUUAGUGCACGCUCCCCUCCACGCGUGACACAUACCCACCGCGAGUACGGACAACAAGCCAGCAACACACUGACAACAAUGCAUCACAAUCUCGAUAGCAUGGCGCAAAUAUCCUUCUUCUUCGGCCGCUCCCAACUAUCCGCCCUUCGUCGCCACGCUCCUCCGCACCUCCGCCAAUCCUACUCCCGAUUCGAGAUCUUGGCAUCCUGCCUCUGGAAGUGUCGAACGGUCGCCCUUCGGCCCGGCCCCGAAGAAACGAUGAGGAUGAUCUGCCUUGUCAGCAUGCGAGGAAAAUUCUCCGAUCCACCACUGCCCGUAGGUUACUAUGGCAACACCUUCGCCUUCGCGGUGGCAGAGGCACCGGCUGGCGAGCUAUGCCGGAACCCAUUAGGUUAUGCUUUAGAUCUCGUGAGAAAGGCCAAAGGUGAGGUGACGGAGGAGUACAUGAAGUCUGUCGCCGAUCUAAUGGCGUUGACAGGACGACCUGAUUUCUUGAAGACAAGGUGGACAUACCUAGUGUCGGAUGUGACUAGGGCCGGGUUUGAGACCGUGGAUUUCGGGUGGGGCUCGCCGGUUUAUGGUGGGCCGGCUGAGCCAGAUGUCGGGCCAGUUCCGGGAUUAGCCAACUUUUGUAUACCGUGUAAGAACAAGGAAGGGGAGGAUGGGAUUGUUCUGGCUAUUAGCUUGCCGACGCAGGCAAUGGAGAGGUUUGUGAAAGAGCUCGAAAGCAUGUUGAAGUCACCACCAAAUGUGACCAAAACGUUUACUCAUGUUAUGUCAGCUUUAUAAAUGAUAGUUGGACUUAUCAUAUGAUUGGUUGCAGGGAAGCCUUUUCUUUAAUUAACUAGUUAAUUUUGGGGCAACUAUAGUAUUGUAAUGUAAUGACUUGAGGUACGUGUAUCAAUGUGGUUUUUAUCAUACAUUUCUAUGUUAUUGAGGUCUGGUCUAAUUAUAAUAUCAUUAUUAUUAAACUUGAAAGUUUCAAGUUCAAAUCUUUUAAAUAGUCGCCAAUGGUAAAAAAACCAACAUAUGUAACCAAUCAUAUGCAGUUGGUCAAGCUUGAGCUUAAUAAUGGAGGCCACAACCGGAAAAAAUUAUGUCACCAUUAUAUAAAAAAUUACGUUGAUCCCGUAAGAUUGAAAUUUAAUUGGAAAAAAAUUUUCAAACAAAUAUCAAGAAGUAGGCAGGUAACUCAUCUACCUCAAGGUGAAGUCCACAGUCCUCACAUGGUUGUACGUAAGUGAUGCCGCGGGGCGCAAGAGAAAACACCAAGAACAAAAAAAUAAGAAUGUUUCUUUCUCUGUCUCUGCCGUCCCACACUAUUGGUUUUUCCAAUUACUCGAAACAAAUCAAUACCAAAUUUUCCUACUUCGAUCAAACAACACCCAAAUCUAACAUGCUACCGAACCAAUACCAAAAUUUUAAUAUGUAAUCUGAGCCUUAUUUGUUCUUAGAAGCAUCUACUUCCUCUGAAAUUAUCUUCCUUUAAAAAAAAAAAGACAAAAUACACUUGUAUAGUCUAAAUUUCGCGUUUGUGCCAAUAAUAGCCAAAUUUGGAGAAAUACCACUUAUAACCACUUCCGUCCAAUUCUUUAACGGUGUUAGCGUUAAGUGUGACUAGACAAAUGGAGAUGCUUACAUGGCGAGCUUUUAUUUCCCAUUUACUCUGUAAUUAUCCACGUGGCUAAUGAUUAAUUAAAAAAAAUUAACUGACCAGAAAUUAAAAAAAACUCCUGAAAUUGGAAAUGAACACUUGAGCCACAUAAAAUCUAAACAAAAAAUAAAAAACCCCAUAAAUUUUACACGUUGUCUUUUGAUUUGUGAAUAAUAAAAACAAACUGAAUAAUAAAUAAAACAAAAUAAACAAGCAAAUCUGGGAAAAUCAAAUAACACCAAUCUUCACGCACAAAUCCUAAUACCAACUGACCCACAAAUCAUCUCUUUCAAAUAUGAGUUUUCGUUUUUGCAUCUUGAACCACAAAUAUUGCCCCCGUUUCUGCUUCUCUUUGAUGCGCUCGCAGUUGCUUCGCAAAGAAACCGCCACCGCCCCUCUUUCUCGUCUUCCUCGUUUCAAGAUCCAUCGCCGGCGAUAGAGGCUGAGAAAAGGAUGAGGCAGGGAGCGAGGCAGUGAGGCGAGCGUCGCAACCGCCUCAAAGAUCGAUUCGACUAGAUUAUCUUCCUCUUCCUCUCGUCCAUCACCAGCUGCUGAAGAUCCUCACUGGAGCCGGAGUUCUGAAGUAGUGACGAUGAGCCGUAAGCGAAACAUCCAUCUGCCAAAAAAUCAAUUCCUACCUUGACUUCAAUCGCCGCCCCCAAUCCCUACCUAUUCAACUCCGCUCCUGUCGGCUGCUGGGAGAUUUAAGAGUAGAGCCCUCAAUCCCUAGCUCAAAUAGAUUCAUGCUUGAAUGUCGAUCCAUAGAUUUUGGGUAUUUAUGGGUUUGAGAUUUUGUUGCAUGGAAGAGGGAGAUUAGGGAGGAGAAGGCGUAGGAGAGGACUCGCGUGGGUAAUGGAAGUUGGGGAAUAACCUUAAAAUCAAAAUUGAAGAAAAGUUGGGGAAGAUGGGUCGACGCAGAUGGGGUAUGUGAGGUUUUUUUUAAUUUAUGAUAUGUAAAUAUUAAAAAAUUGAAAUAUCUGAC